Messenger RNA from Strongylocentrotus purpuratus (purple sea urchin), 4733 nucleotides. Its product is annotated as probable Werner syndrome ATP-dependent helicase homolog 1. Gene Ontology annotation, cellular component: nucleus; chromosome; cytoplasm. The record is from RefSeq and is a predicted model, not a curated record. The transcript has 2 exons. Gene Ontology annotation, molecular function: four-way junction helicase activity; 3'-5' DNA helicase activity; ATP binding. Gene Ontology annotation, biological process: double-strand break repair via homologous recombination. The coding region runs from base 744 to 2543 and encodes 599 amino acids. NCBI's taxonomy places the organism in Eukaryota, Metazoa, Echinodermata, Echinoidea, Camarodonta, Strongylocentrotidae.
GCGUACAUGCGUACAUGUAGGGUCUACCUUUUUCUACACUGUACAUGAGUCAGCACUAAUGCGUUUGACGUAGUAUCCAGCUCGCAUUAGCGAACAAAUUUUUAUUAACAUUGUAGAUCUAUCACCUUUCACCUGAAUUUCAAUCAAAUCGAAUGGGACAUCGAGAACCUGCCACUUACGCAUCUUUCAGGAUUUCAGCAAGGACUUCUACUCAUCUUCAUUUUGUAAUGAUGACCAUGAAACUGAAAUUUAAUUUUUCUUCUUAUGUUUCAUGACUCAAAGUUCAAUUUUCCAUUUAUAGAUGUUAAGUCUAAAGAACUAAAAAUAUACUACAUGUAGAUGUACAUGUGUUUUGCACAAUGCAACUUUGAUGCGUGUCAGUUUUAAUUUAUCUUAAGAUUCUCCAAUUUCUUGCAUUAGUUAUUUUCCAAUAGAUUUACAAUUUGUGCAAAGAAAAUCGUUGUGCAACAGACUUGUUGUCACAGAUUAUCAAUAUCAUAAUGUGUUACACAUGUCAUUCAACAGAACCUUUGCAUUAUGUUUGUACUGUAUGUCCACUAAGUGUUUAUAAUACUCGAUGUAAAUUUUGGUGUAUGGUAUUGAAAUUAGAAGCUUAUGGAUGGUAUUGAUGAUUUCUGUCAACUUAUUAAUUUACAAUUUAUUCAUGCAUUUCAGAUUGGAUGUCUGAAUUUCAGGCCUGAAGAGUUAUUGCUGCCAGCUCUUUCUUACUACUGUGAUCCAUUAUGGCUUUCUCAGAUACUCUACAUCGAUUCUCAGAUGACGAUAUUAUAAGAGCCCUUGGGUAUGCUUCUGACAAACUUGGAUUUCCAGAUGGUUUCAGGACUGAACAGUCAACUGCGCUGAAAUCUUACUUACGUGGACAUGAUUUGUUUGUGAGCCUCCCAACAGGGUUUGGUAAGAGUGUGAUAUUUCAGGCUGCACCGCUCUGUGUCGACUUUCUACGCAGACUUCACCUGCCACAACAAGAUGCCAGUAAGAAGGCCAUUGCUCUCAUUGUCAUGCCUUUGAGAUCAUUAAUAUCAGAUCAAAUGAGCAGGGCUGGAGAAUUGAAUAUUGAUGCUGCAGACCUAACCGGAGGUAUCAAUGACUCUAUUCGUGAGGGCCUUUCUUCUUCCAAGUACUCGCUCCUUUUUGCAAGUCCCGAGGGAUUGUUGGGAGAUGAUGGUCAUGAGCUGUUCAGGAUACCAGCCUUUAGAGAGCAGCUUUGCGGACUAUUUAUCGAUGAAAGUCACUGUGUCUCCAAAUGGGGAUGCUCAUCAAAGGACACAAAGGCAUUUCGAGCUGCAUAUGGCAAACUAGGAGAAGUGAGGGCCAGAUUCCAUUCUGCUAUUCCUACUGUUGCCUUGACUGCCACAGCCACCAAAGAGAUACGACGGGAUGUUUCCGAUAAUUUAGGACUGAGAAACUUUGUCUUGAUAGACCGAUCUCCAGAGAGGCAGAACAUCAAGCACAUUGUGAUGAAAUCUAAAACAAAGAAUCUCGAUCAUCUUUUCAAGUGGAUGGCCGAUGACAUCAUAAAAUAUGGAGUGGCUACAGAGCGGACAAUAAUCUAUUGCAGUUCGCGCAAGAUUGUCAGUGAAUUGUACUCCACGUUCCUACACUACCUUCCCAAAACUUGUCAGAAACAUGUGAAUAUGUUCCAUACAAACACCGAGAGAGACGUACAGGAGACAAUUGUCAACAGCUUUGCAGAUGCAGAAGGGGACAUAAGAUUGUUAAUAGCAACAAUUGCUUACGGCAUGGGAGUUGACUGCAAGGGACUGUCUCAAACUAUUAUUUUUGGCCGCACUGUAAACAUGGAAGACUACAUGCAAAUGAGUGGAAGGAUUGGGAGAGACAACAGGCCCAGCAUUGCAAUUUCUUUGUUGUAUCCUGGCGAUAGUGUAGGAAGGAGCACUUCACAGAGUAUGAGUGACUUCUUGAAAGGAAUUCGUUGUCGCAGGGAGAUCAUAAGGGAGGUGUUUGGAACUCCACAUGGACCAGAUACUCCCAUAGACGCCCAUGACUGCUGCGAUGUUUGCACCAAUGCCUGCAAAUGCAACGGUGAUACUUGUAGUGCUAAGGCAACAAACCUUGAAAGGGGCUUGCAACAUGUAUUAGGAUGUCAAGGGCCAACAGAAGAGCUGCCACUCAAUAUCCCUUCGCCUGCUGAAGUAGAUCACCUUGAAAGGGCGUUGGAAGACUACAAAACUAGUCUUGUAACUGAAGGACACAUUUAUUGUGGAGAGGACUUGGUCACUGGAUUUUCAGAUGGAAUGGUUAAGAAAAUUGUACAAGAUUGCAAUGUUGAGUUUUCAUAUAGUGGAUUUGUUGCACGAUAUGACUUUCCAAGUCGUCAGAUGGCAUCUGAUGUGUGGUCAAUUUUGUGUACAGCUCUAGGAAGAGAUGCAACAUCGCUACAUGUAAGUGGCCAAUUUUAUAGUGUUGACACUGACUCAGAAGAAUUUGACAUGUGGUCUGACUCUGAAUUUCAGGAAGCAGUGAUUGGAUCCGAUAGUGAAGAUGACUAUUUUUUUUCAUGAAUUUCAUUGGUUGUCCAUCUUUGGGGGCAAUUCCAGGGUUACUCACAUUAUAUUUGUUAUAUAUUUUGAGUUAUAUCUUAAACCUUUUGUUCUCUUAUUACAUGUGUUAGGUAAAAGAUAUUUAGUUACAACAAUGCACCCAUGUAAUAACAGUAUCAAAAACCUAAAAAAACAAGACAUACCGGUACUUUCUUUGAAAUAUUAAAUUACUGAUGUUAAUUUAAUAAUGUAAGAUUAGUGAACAAACAUGAGCAGGGUUGGCAGAAAAUAAGUACCUCGUUUAUUGUACUACUCUCCUAUAAUUAGCAUGCCAUUUUCAUUCCCCAAAACAUAUUCUGGAAUUUUGCAUUUUGACUUUUGGAACUGUGUGAAUUUGGAGAAAUAUGGCAAAUACCGGUAUGUGGUGUGGCACUGGUUUUUAUUUCUUCUUACCCCUAAGUUUUGAUGCAUGAAUUUAGCAAAAGCAAUACUUAAAUAGAUGUGGUAUGAUAUCUUAUGCAGUGAAAACUUGUUAUAAAGAGCUCUGAAUAUAAGGAGACUCCUGAUAUUAAAAAAGGGUAAUUUUUGUGGCCCAAAGGUCCUCGUUAUAGUAAGUUUCAACAGUGCAUACUCAUACAUGUAUUCAUUUUUAACCCCCCCCCCCCCCCCAAAAAAAAAAAGAGAGAAGGAGAGAGAACCAUGUAGCUGCCAGUUUGGGCAUGAAUGUUUUUAGUAUAACAUUUUAUGAAAACUGUGAUUUGAUUUGCAUCAUAAAAAUGUACAAUCUGCAUGGACCACUUGCAAGUUUCUCAAAACUCUACAGAUGUACAUGUAGGUCACAUCAAGGUUGAGUUCCUCUUCUAGUGUUGGUUGAAUAGAGGGAUUAAUAAAUAUGUCUUGGUACAUAUGCUUCUAUCAUUUAUCAGUAAUCUUCUGAACCUUCUGAAAUUUGAGUCAGCAGGGCGGUAUUCCGCAUGUCGCUAACUUGUAUGGCAGGUGAUGCAUGCUAGAGUGUGUUUCUGAAAUUAUCAACUGAUGUAGCUAUUACAGACUGCUGGUCGAGGGUAUUCCAUGCUCGUCCAGUUCUUGGAAAAAAGGAGUAUUUGUAUACGUCCUUUCUGGCAAAGGGGAUUUCUAUUGAGUGAUGGUGGUUUCUUCUUAACCUUGACCCUGUUGAUACUUGUAUGUAGUCCUCUUGCUUUAGGCCCACCUUUCCCUUGUAGAUUUGAUAUGUAUAAAUAUAAUACGUCAAUGCUCGAAUUAUGUUUACAAUGAUGCAAUACCUGUUAUGAACUUAUAUAUCAUGCAAUUCUACUAUGAACAAAAUAAUCUAAAAAUGUGUAUAUUUAUUAUUUAAGAAACCAUUUACAUGUAGUUUGUAAAUACUCUAUGUACAUGUAUAUCAUUCUACGUUCAGUGUAAAUAAUAUAAGUCACUGACUCCCAGGUGCUUAAAUAGUCACCCCUUCCCCUGAACAUGUUGAAGAACACAUCCUAUUUAAGAGGGUCAUUGCAUUUUGUAUACAAAUAAUCUUACAAGGAGGAAUAACAGUGCAUGUACGAAGAAGAUGUACUUUCAUUUAUUUAUUUUUCUUCAAAAUAUGUAUAACUACAUGUAUAAUACGACAAUGCUCGAAUGAUGUUUACAACGAUGCAAUACCUGUUAUGAACUUAUAUAUCAUGUAAUUUUACUAUGAACAAAUCUAAAAAUGUUUAUAUUUAAGAAACCAUUAAGUAUUUAAAUACUCCAUGUAUAUCAUUCUAUGUUCGGUGUAAAUAAUAUUUAUCCGAGUAUAUAGGAAAAACAAUUGAGCCACAAAAUGAUGGUGUAAUUAAUAAUCAUGACCCACAUUCGUACAACAAACUAGUAUUAGUAUCAAAAUCAUGGUUAUAAAAUCAAGCAUAAUGCACUUAUUCAUGGCUACAUUUCUACCAUUUAUACUGGUAUUUAAGAUCGCCAAAGAUAGAAUAGAAUCGGAUUGCCUAUUACCGUUGAGGAAUCUCAGCUUCGUAAUUUUUUUUUUUUCAUUAUUUUGUUAACCAUUUUUGAUAUUUAUGCUUUAUAUGUUUCCUAUGUUGUACUUGUCUUGUAUACCCUGCCAGUGACACAGUUGUGUAUUGUAUACUACAUUGUGUCAUGGACCUGGGUUGAAACGUUUAUACUUCUUUGUUUAUUAUGCUGAAUAAAGAUGAAACAUAUUUGAGGAAAGGA